AUGGCCGGGGAGCCGCUCUCCUUCCGCGCCUUCCUCGACGCCCGCCCCGCCGGCUGCGAGUACGGCUACGGGCACGGGGACGGGCUCCGAGCGCUGCGGGACCGCGAGUUCCCCCGGCUGCGAGGAAUUACUUACCUUGACCAUGCUGGUUCAGCACUUUUCCCAGAGAGUCUACUUACAGCUUUUACUGAUGACCUCAGAAACAAUGUUUAUGGCAACCCUCAUAGUCAGAAUAUCAGCAGCAAGCUGACAUAUGACACAAUUGAGCAUGUUCGAUACAGAAUAUUGCAACACUUUCACACUACUGCUGAGGAUUACACCAUCAUUUUCACAUCUGGAUGCACAGCUGCACUUAAACUGAUAGCAGAAUCAUUCCCUUGGAUACCUGAAGGCACAAAGCAGCCCAGCAGUCGAUUUUGUUACCUAACUGACAGCCACACAUCUGUAGUUGGUAUGAGGGGCAUAACUGCUUCAAUGAAUGUCUUGUCUGUUCCAAUAAAACCAAAGGAAAUUUUGGUAGCAGAAAGCAGGUUACCAGCUGAAGAACAAAACUGCACAACACCUCAUCUAUUCUCUUACCCAGCUCAGAGCAAUUUCUCUGGUACCAAAUAUCCCCUUUCAUGGAUACAGGACAUAAAAUCUGGAAGACUCUACCCCAUCAAACUACCAGGAAAGUGGUUUGUUCUACUAGAUGCAGCCUCGUACGUGAGCACUUCUCCAUUAGACCUGGGAGUUCACCAAGCUGACUUUAUCCCCAUUUCAUUCUAUAAAAUCUUUGGAUUCCCAACUGGUUUAGGAGCAUUAUUGGUAAACAACAGGAUUGCUCCCCUCUUGAGGAAAACCUAUUUCGGAGGUGGAACUGCAGCUGCCUAUCUCGCAGGAGAGGAUUUUUAUUUCCCCAGGAAAUCCAUAGCAGAAAGGUUUGAAGAUGGUACAGUCUCUUUUCUUGAUAUCAUUGCUCUGAAGCAUGGAUUUGAUGUUCUGGAAAAACUCACAGGUGGAAUGGAGAAAAUAAAGCAGCAUACCUUUGCAUUAGCUCACUACACCUACACUGUGCUGUCUAACUUGAAAUAUGCCAAUGGGGCUCCUGUAGUCCGUAUUUACAGUGACACAGAUUUCAGCAAUCCUGAUGCCCAAGGUCCAAUCAUCAAUUUUAAUGUGCUCGAUGAAAAUGGACAAGUGCUCGGCUUUGCACAGGUGGACAGCAUGGCGAGUCUCCACAACAUACACGUUCGCACAGGCUGCUUCUGUAACACUGGAGCCUGCCAGAUGCAUCUGGGCAUAAGCAAUGAGGACAUCCAAAGGAACCUGCAGGCUGGCCAUGUCUGUGGAGAUAACAUAGACCUACUUGAUGGACGUCCCACUGGUUCUGUGAGAAUAUCCUUUGGCUACAUGUCUUCUUUUGAAGAUGCACAGACUUUUUUGAAUUUCAUCAUAGCCACCAGACUCUCCAACUCGGAUGCUGAGAUUCCUCUCCAGUCUGUUACGAAGCUGCCGACAGAGUCUGUUCCAGAUGACCACCUUUCUUUUAACAAGGCAGAUAAAUUGUCUCCAAUUCUGCAAAUCCCUGACAGAGAACUCAGGAAUAUUCCGUCUGAGGCAGAGACAACUGGCAGCUGGCCACCAGAGCCUGAGGCAGAAAGCAUGAGGGCAGCUGUUUCUGAGACUGCAGUGCCAACGUGUAGAAAAGGUGGCAAGCCCAUCACUGUUGCCAAAAUUUACCUCUACCCAAUCAAAUCCUGCUCUGCGUUUGAGGUUACAGAAUGGCCAGUAGGAAACCAGGGUUUGCUGUAUGACCGCAACUGGAUGGUUGUAAACCAGAAUGGAGUCUGCAUGACUCAGAAGCAGGAGCCAAGGUUGUGUCUUGUGAACCCUUCAAUUGAUCUGAAGCAAAAAAUUAUGGUCAUUCAGGCAGAAGGCAUGGACCCAAUAUCUGUGCCACUAGAAGAUAAUACUGGAAAAGAGGCUGUGACCUGUGAGAGUAAAGUCUGUUCACACAGAGUAAAAACAUAUGACUGUGGAGAAAGAAUUGCUGGCUGGCUCUCUGCGUUUCUUGGUCGUCCUUGUCGCUUGAUAAGACAAAGUUCAGACAAGAAAAGCAAGUCACAUCAGAAAAAUACAAAAGGUCUGUCAUCUGCUACAAACAUCUCACUGUCUCUUGUGAAUGAAGCACAAUACCUCCUGAUAAACGUAGCAAGCAUUCUGCAGCUGAAAGAACACAUUUCUGCAAGAUUGAAGGAGCCAUUGGAAAUAGAGGAAUUGAUCCGGCGUUUCCGUGCCAACAUUGUCAUCAGUGCACCAGAGUCCUUUGAAGAGGAGGAGUGGACUGAAAUUUCAAUAGGUGCUCUGCAAUUCCAGGUUGUGGGUCCGUGUAGCAGAUGUCAAAUAAUCUGCAUUGAUCAACAGUCUGGGGAACGAAACAAAGAAAUUCUGCAGUCCCUGUCUGCUGCCAGAGGUAGAAAGACAAACUUUGGCAUAUACCUGAUGAACCAGCCCUUUUCCUCAUCCUUUUCAGAUACUUUAUCAGUUGGGUCUCAAGUACUUCCAGUGCUGAAGGAGAAUACAGAAAUUCAACCUCCAACAUCCAGUGAAGAAAAAUGUUCAUGAUAGACUCUCUGGUGGAGAUGAAAUUUUUAUGCAACUACAGGGAAAAGUCAGUAGUCAGUUAUGCAAAAAAAAAAAAAAAAAAAAAAAAA
This is a messenger RNA of Melospiza georgiana, 2696 nucleotides long. It is a transcript of the gene MOCOS, whose product is annotated as molybdenum cofactor sulfurase. Bases 1 to 2607 code for a protein of 868 amino acids. The transcript is spliced from 15 exons. Gene Ontology annotation, biological process: Mo-molybdopterin cofactor biosynthetic process. Gene Ontology annotation, molecular function: pyridoxal phosphate binding; molybdenum ion binding; molybdenum cofactor sulfurtransferase activity. Lineage: Eukaryota; Metazoa; Chordata; Aves; Passeriformes; Passerellidae. The record is from RefSeq and is a predicted model, not a curated record.